This is a messenger RNA of Rattus rattus (black rat), 1134 nucleotides long. It is a transcript of the gene Igsf6, whose product is annotated as immunoglobulin superfamily member 6. The record is from RefSeq and is a predicted model, not a curated record. The transcript has 6 exons. Bases 257 to 1108 code for a protein of 283 amino acids. Lineage: Eukaryota; Metazoa; Chordata; Mammalia; Rodentia; Muridae.
ACCAUACCGGAUGCUUUGGUCACUCCCUGUUUUUUUCUCCUAGGCCUACAGGAAACAUGGCCUCUUGCUGCUGCUCACGCCUAGCAGUUUCUGGCCCUGAGAGGCACUCAACAGCAGAGCACAUCAAUAAGAACACUCUAAAAUGUCAGGCACUGGUUGAGGAGCACAUGACUUCUUGCAACCUCCACAAAGAGUAUCAGAUGCCCAUGAUAAUUUCUAAUAUGCAUGCAUGCUUAGACUGAAAUCUCAACUUUAAAUGGUGAAACUUAUUACAAACCAUGCUUACGAAAUUUCUAAAAGUUCCUGCUUGUGCUUCCUUAAUAUGAGUUCCUCUCUUUACUUCUUCCUUUCUGAAAAGAGAAAAGUGGAAAAGGCGGCACAUGCACCAGCGAUGGGCCCUGUGAGCACGAGCAGGAGGGGCCUCCGGCUAGAAAUCAGCCUGAUCCUUCUUCAUGCUGGUGUGGUGGGCGCCUGUACUGUAUCUGUGCUACAGCCAGGUUACCUAGAGGUGGACUACACGUCUCAGACUGUCACCAUGGAGUGUACCUUUUCUACAACUGGAUGCCCUGCAGUGCAACCAAAAAGCUUGUGGUUUCGCUGUGGCACUCACCAGCCUGAAGUUCUGUGCUUGGACGGAUGCAGAAAUGAGGCAGACAAGUUCACAGUGAAAGAAACCCUGGACCAGAACCGAGUCUCCCUCACUGUUAACAGGCCGUCUCCAAAUGACAGUGCAAUCUACAUCUGUGGAAUAGCAUUUCCCAAUGAAAAGGCACGGACAGCCAAACAGACUGGAGACGGGACUACACUGGUGGUAAGAGAAAGACUUUUCAGCAGGGAGGUGCACAGUCUCCUGAUAGUGCUCUUAGCACUGCUCGCAGUCUACGUCGCCGGUGUGUGUGUGAUCUUCAUAGUCCUCUUCAAAUCAAAAUCUAACAGUCCAAGAAGCAGAGAAACCAAGGAAGACUCGAAAAAGAAGAGUGCUCGACGUAUCUUCCAGGAAAUUGCUCAAGAAUUAUACCAUAAGAGAUAUGUGGAAACAAGUCAUCAGCCUGAGCAAGACGGCAAUUAUGAAAACAGAAAAGCACUCCCCAGCCCUGGAAGACCAUAGAUGUGCUGACUUUUUACUUAAACCAU